UACACUAAAUAUGCUUUGGUAAAAUUCUAAAAUGGCUGCGCCCUUAAGUGAAAAACUUACGAAAUAUGACAUUGAUAUAAAACUUUUUUAAGAUGUUUUUUUUUAGCCGGAAAUUUGCCAUACUAUUGAAAAAAUUGCCAGGAAAGAAAUUAGGAACAUAUCGAGUGAUCAUACCAGUGGGAUUUUGUUUAGGGGCGGCUCUCGAAUUUUCUAUGAUAAAUUGGAGGGUGAAAGAAGCUAAUUUUUAUACAGUUUUUAAGAAAAAUCAAGCACAAAAAUUAGCACUUGAAGAAGUAGAACUAGACAGAAAAUUGGCUGGAUUAAAAUAAACAUGCCAGCUGGAGUUUCAUGGAAUACUUACCUCAAAGGAGUAGCUGUAAUGUUGGUAGCAAUGGCAGCUGGAUCUCAAACUGUUCAUUUAAUGUACAAGCCAUUAGAGGAUUUGGAUGAACUGGUGAAAAGAGAAAAAGAAAAAAUUCUUAGACAACAAUCAGGGGAUAUGAAUUAUGUUAGGCAAACAGAAAAGGGUGAAUUUAUAAAAAGAGCACAUGAAGGCAAAAGAUUAUGAUGUUUUAAAUGUUCUGUACUUUCAAGUUUUAUAAUAGAUACAAUUUGUAAAAAUGUGAUAAAUGUAAAAUGUUGAAAUAUUUGUCCUUGUAUUAUGAAUGUUUUAUAAGUGAAAUGUUAAUGAGUUGGAGAAGAUUAAAAAAAUAUAAAUUAUAACAUUUG
Messenger RNA from Mytilus trossulus (common blue mussel), 729 nucleotides. Its product is annotated as ubiquinol-cytochrome-c reductase complex assembly factor 6-like. NCBI's taxonomy places the organism in Eukaryota, Metazoa, Mollusca, Bivalvia, Mytilida, Mytilidae. The transcript has 4 exons. Gene Ontology annotation, biological process: mitochondrial respiratory chain complex III assembly. The coding region runs from base 332 to 568 and encodes 78 amino acids. The record is from RefSeq and is a predicted model, not a curated record.